AUGUCGCCGAAAGCGCCGCCAGAACCACUCUCGCUCGCCGGCAAGCUAGAUCUCAUCCCCGGCGUGCUCUCCCUCCUCGCCGCCGGCUUCGUAGCCGCCACCACGGGGCUCUGGCGAACAGAAAGGGACGCGCCCGCGUACUACGUCCACGCGGCGUAUGCGCUUCUGCGCAAAAGCACAGAACGAUACUCGCUGGCUCAGCUGCAGUGGAAUCUGCCAUCAACGGACCAGGUGUAUGAACAAUACGCGCGAUCUGCGAGAAUCAAGCCCCAGACGGUGGUCUUGGGACACGGCGCCAAGGGACACCGGGUGGGGGAUAAAAAUGCCAAAAACGUGCUGAUUUGGUACCACGGUACGUGCCGAGCUUUUCCAUGUGAGCUUGUCUGGCGUAUACCGGGGGGCGGGUUCGGAAUGGCUGCGAAUAUCACCUUCUUCGAGUUCUGGGAGAAGCUGAUUGUGUCUGCGCGCACCAAGAACAAGGACCUGGCUGUCUUUGCACUGUCGUAG
This is a messenger RNA of Metarhizium acridum CQMa 102, 507 nucleotides long. RefSeq lists its product as uncharacterized. NCBI's taxonomy places the organism in Eukaryota, Fungi, Ascomycota, Sordariomycetes, Hypocreales, Clavicipitaceae. The record is from RefSeq and is a predicted model, not a curated record.